Molecule: messenger RNA, 567 nt
Organism: Alternaria atra
Lineage: Eukaryota; Fungi; Ascomycota; Dothideomycetes; Pleosporales; Pleosporaceae
Exons: 2
Coding region: 1-567 (188 amino acids)
Source: RefSeq, a predicted model, not a curated record
AUGAAGUACUCUGCCGUUCUUCUCUUCGCCAUUGGCGCGUUCGCUCUUCCUCAAGAAGCAUCUGUUACCACCGCUCCCAAGACCCCCGCCGCUAUUCCGAGUGGUCUCACUCCCGCUAUUAGCUGCGCCAUGUCGUGCGACGACAGCGAUGUGACCUGCAAGGCCGCAUGCAUGGGCAAUGCACGACCCAACGCCUCCCAGGUUAUCGAGACGAACGAAUGUGCCGCCAAGUGCGACCAGGGUGAUGGCUCUACUGAGGACUCCAUUGCCUACGGCAAGUGCGUAGAUGGCUGCAUCAACAGCCUUUUCCCUAGCAGCCAGACCGCCUUCGCCCCUGGUGCUGCUGGCGGCGCUGUUGCUUCCGGUUCUGCGGGUGGUGCGGCCAGCGCUGCUGCUUCAGCCACCGGUUCAGCCAACCCUACAGCUACCUCAGGAGAAUCUGCCUCUGCCACUGGAUCUGAGUCUGGCUCUGCAGCUGGUCCCGCUUCCACUGGUGCCGCUGACAAGGCUUCAGCUCGUCUUGCUGGUGCUGGUCUUGCCGGUCUUUUGGCCAUCUUCGCCUUGUAA